Molecule: messenger RNA, 582 nt
Organism: Closterium sp. Yama58-4
Lineage: Eukaryota; Viridiplantae; Streptophyta; Zygnematophyceae; Desmidiales; Closteriaceae
Source: the annotation of a GenBank genome assembly
AUGACGACAUCUCUAGGCCUGGAGCAGCAGCAGAAGCAGCAGCGAUCCGGCAACGCUUCGGCCGUUGAUCGGAGUGUCAGCGAGACGCGUUACUCCGGCGAUGCGACAAUUACCGGCGACAUUUGCGGAAAGGGGGAAGGGCGCUUGCUGCUCGCAGUGGCAUGCGACACUCGCGAGGAUAGCGGCGCAUCGCCGGCAGAAGCGACACCUGGGGGUGAUGGCCACGGCACCAACAACGGUGCUGCUCCUGCUCCUGCUGUUGAUGAUAUCCAGGAGGAGGCGGAGGAGGAGGCGGAGGCGGAGGAGCAGGCGGAGGCAGAGGCGGAGGCGGAGGAGGAGGAGGAAGAAGGCGAGGGAGACGACGGAGAGCCGGGCCUGUGGUCGGCAUUGACGUUCGCAUGGGUGAGUGCUCUGCCUGCUCGGCUGGCUGGUUGGUUCCAUUCAAGUCGCUGGUUGGUUCCAUUCAAGUCACUCGAUUUCUUCCGCGUGACUUACUUCCCUUCCCUUGCCUCUCAUCUCCAAUUCCUCCCCCUCCCUUUUCUUCCCGCCUUUCCCCUUCCCGCCUUCCGCAAUGCACAAUGA